Molecule: messenger RNA, 575 nt
Organism: Alligator mississippiensis (American alligator)
Lineage: Eukaryota; Metazoa; Chordata; Crocodylia; Alligatoridae
Gene: ELOB
Product: elongin B
Exons: 4
Coding region: 107-469 (120 amino acids)
Biological process (GO): transcription elongation by RNA polymerase II
Cellular component (GO): elongin complex; VCB complex
Molecular function (GO): protein binding
Source: RefSeq, a predicted model, not a curated record
UCCCGUCCUCUGUUGUUGGGGGCGGAGCUAGGGGGCCCGCGGUGCACGCUGGGAACCUGGCGGACCCGGGGGCGGCUGAGCGAGCGGGCAGCGCGGAGCGGCGGCCAUGGACGUCUUCCUCAUGAUCCGGAGGCACAAGACGACCAUCUUCACGGACGCCAAGGAGUCCAGCACCGUCUACGAGCUCAAGCGCAUCGUGGAGGGGAUCCUCAAGCGGCCCCCCGAGGAGCAGCGGCUCUACAAGGACGACCAACUGCUGGACGAUGGGAAGACGUUGGGCGACUGCGGGUUCACCAGCCAGACGGCGCGGCCCCAGGCCCCGGCCACCGUGGGGCUGGCCUUCCGUGGCCCCGGGGACGAGGCCUUCGAGCCGCUGCGCAUCGACUCCUUCUCCAGCCCCCCAGAGCUGCCGGACGUCAUGAAGCCGCAGGACUCGGGGUCCGGGGCGAACGAGCAGCCCGUGCAGUGACCCCACCCCCUCCGCUGGGGCUCUGCGCCCCCCUCACCAGAUGCUCCUCCUCCUGUUGCCCCUCCUCCCGCCCCCUUUCUGGAAUCAAUAAAGGACCUGCCUCGUU